AUGGUUCUCGUCACCCGCUUCUGGCUACCUAAGCACCCCAAACACGAUGCGAGUCAAGAAGACAAACUCACCACAGACAAAAAGCCUGUACAGCAAACCCAAGUCACGCCAAUAUCGAUUUCUCUGAAGCGACUAUUUCUACCAAAGCAAGAUUCAGCAAAGGGUCCAUGGGUUCCAAAUAUCUCGGCCGUUGUCAAAGCUGCAGAUGAGGGUCUGAUUUCUUCCGCACUAUUCACAAGUCUCCAAGAAGAAGACGGACAAAUACCGCUCACCGCUCUAUACCAAGCAUUUGAAAAGGAGAUCCGCGCUCGUUAUCCCCUCGAAAGAUAUCCGUACGCUACAGAUGUAGCCAAAGGCCAUGCCCUGACGAGGAAGCCUUCCGGAGCCCUUGGCCGAUCUAAAUCGGUAUCGGGGACUUCACGGUCAGAGGCCAGCCUGAAAAUGCAGAGGAAAAGUAUGGACCUGUCCAUGACAGAACUGGGACGGGCUAGAAGUCUUGUUGUAAAGAAGUGGUCGUCGCCUCUGGUAUCGAUGCGUAACGGACUACCAAGUGAUGGAAGCCGUCAAACCGGGAAAAAGACAUGGGCCAAAGACGGACAGAAAGCAAAAGUUGAAAAAGGCCGGACAGUCAUAACCAUCACACCCGCCGAACUCACUGCCCUUGCCAUCAUGCUCGGGAGCGAACCGAAGCACAAUGUCGACAAGACAGUUUUGGUCUCAGAGACGGGCGCCUACAACAUCUCCAUAGUCCCCAUGAAAGCAGGCGGAUCAAAGUACCACAUCACCCUCCAGCAAACCAAGCGCAACAAAUGUCAAUGGCACGCCCAAGACUCUGGCGUCUCCCCACUCUUCGCAAAGCACCUCGCUGCCGGCUCCCUCCCUUUUACCCAAGACGCCCAAAACACCCACAGCAUCCUCAUCACGCCCUCAACCCUCGAAGCCAUCCAAGCAGGCUCCCCCCUCACCUCCCACGCCAACCCAACCCCAACAAAGCAAACCACCCUACUCUCCUCCCUCCCCUCCUCUCUGCCCCCAAAAUUCUACCUCCUCACCCCCUCAAACUCCCUCCAACCCCCCACCACGCUCCUCAACGCCAUUGCCGCCUUGCCCUUCUCCCGGGGUCUCGCCCCUCUCGCCUCAACCCCCCUUAUAAAAACAAUCUCCUUCAUCGCCACCGGCGGCAUCGCACCAGGCAAACUGCUCCCCCGCCUCGAAGCCCUCGUCGCCAAACUCCACCACCACUCCCCACACCUCUCCCUCUUCGGCGCCCUCUACGAGCAGCGAAACGCAAAAUCACUACACCGUGAGCGCGAGCGCCUGCGCCGCCUCGGCGUCGACCCCACGACUCCGGAUUCGCGGGCUGAUAAGGCGGCGAGGAUGUCGCGCUAUGUGGCGCUGCUGGAGCGCUUGAUGGCACUGGUGCCGGAUGCGAAGCCCAGUGAGGUGCUGAAGAAAGUUGAGGAAGGGGUCAGGAGUGAGAUUGCGGAUGCGUAUGCUAGGGCUACGGGUAGUAUGUCUAGGUCUGGCUCUACUACGUCUGCCUCUGCCACUGCUACUACGGCACCCGCUGCGCAGCCGGCUGCGCAGCUUGCGGUGCCAGCAGCCAAAUCUGAAAACCCGGACCGACGGCUACGGCGGCUGUCCAAUCGCUUGAGCUUCGUCUCGCGUGCUUCGACGGGGUCGAGUGCGAGUUUCGGGUCUGACGAUGGUGUUGGAGGGGAUCUGGGCAAGCAACUUGAGCGUGUGCUCAAGGCUGAGUUGCCGUUGGAUGUACGCACUGUGGCGUUUGUGGCGCGCAUGGUGAUUGUCGCAUGGACUUUGAGUGUGGAUAGUGUGGCUUUUGAAGCUGAAAACGGAGAGAGCGAAGAUGGGGAGUACAAGAUUCCUGAUUUCACUGGCUGGGAUAGGAUCACCAUGUCCACUGUGCUUAUAUCGGCCGUCCUCCAGCUGAUAAUCAUUUAG
This is a messenger RNA of Bipolaris maydis ATCC 48331, 1962 nucleotides long. RefSeq lists its product as uncharacterized. Lineage: Eukaryota; Fungi; Ascomycota; Dothideomycetes; Pleosporales; Pleosporaceae. The record is from RefSeq and is a predicted model, not a curated record.